This is a messenger RNA of Lepus europaeus (European hare), 7030 nucleotides long. RefSeq names its product lysine demethylase 6B (gene KDM6B). Gene Ontology annotation, cellular component: MLL3/4 complex. Gene Ontology annotation, biological process: regulation of gene expression; heart development. NCBI's taxonomy places the organism in Eukaryota, Metazoa, Chordata, Mammalia, Lagomorpha, Leporidae. Gene Ontology annotation, molecular function: RNA polymerase II cis-regulatory region sequence-specific DNA binding; chromatin DNA binding; histone H3K27me2/H3K27me3 demethylase activity. The record is from RefSeq and is a predicted model, not a curated record.
GGCUGGCCCUUUAAAUGGCUGUUGGCCCCUCCCCCACUCGAGUGUCCAGACACCCCUCACACACCCCUCUGACCUCUUUGGCAGCCCCUCACUGCCCCUGUUGGUGUGUCCUAAGGUCUGCCCAGUCCCCUGUCUUUAGGCUAGACCCUCCCCAGUGUCCCCUCCCCCCAACACAACCACAUAACACAAAUGCUACAGAGUAUACCACACACACACACACACAAACACACGGGUCCCACAUUCGGAGCCUCCCCGUCCUGGCCUGGAGGCCUCCAGCCUGCAGCUCAGCACCACCUUGGGCCGGUGUGGAGGCCUUUCUCAGGUUCCCCCCAGGCACGAUGUCAGCCCCAUAGCACCGCUCACCCCACCCAUUGUGGUCUGCUGCACCCCACUGCAGGGGCACUAGUUCCAAUGAGACAGGGCACACCAAGCUCCAUCUGGCUGUUACUGAGGCGGAGACACGGGUGAUGAUUGGCUUUCUGGGGAGAGAGGAAGUCCUGUGAUUGGCCAGAGCCCCGGAGCUCGCCGACGCGGUGAGAGGACGUUCUCACGGAGGCCGGAAUUGGCUGGGAAAGGCCCAGGCGGCCAUCUAGGGGCAGUGGGCAUUCUUGUCUGAGCGGCUGGAGCUGGACCGUCGUCCCAGAGAGCUGGGGCAGGGGGCCGUGCCCGAUCUCCAGGGCUCCUGGGGCCACUGCUGACCUGGCUGGAUGCAUCGGGCAGUGGACCCUCCAGGGGCCCGCGCUGCUCGCGAAGCCUUUGCCCUUGGGGGCCUGAGCUGUGCUGGGGCCUGGAGCUCCUGCCCGCCCCAUCCCCCUCCUCGGAGCGCAUGGCUGCCUGGAGGCAGAUGCUCGGCCAGCAUUGGGCAGCCCCCGCUCCCUGCUCCCCUACCCCCUUCACACGGCAGUAGCUCUGGGCACCCCAACAAACCAUAUUAUGCUCCAGGGACGCCUACCCCAAGACCCCUCCAUGGGAAGCUGGAAUCCCUGCAUGGCUGCGUACAGGCGUUGCUCCGGGAGCCCGCCCAGCCAGGGCUGUGGGAGCAGCUCGGGCAGCUGUACGAGUCAGAGCAUGACAGUGAGGAGGCCAUAUGCUGCUACCACAGCGCCCUUCGGUACGGAGGAAGCUUUGCGGAGCUGGGACCCCGAAUCGGCCGCCUGCAGCAGGCCCAGCUCUGGAACUUCCAUGCUGGCUCCUGCCAGCACCGAGCCAAGGUCCUGCCCCCGCUGGAGCAAGUGUGGAACUUGCUGCACCUUGAGCACAAACGGAACUAUGGGGCCAAGCGGGGGGGACCGCCGGUGAAGCGAGCUGCCGAACCCCCAGCGGUGCAGCCUGUGCCUCCCGCAGCACUCUCAGGCCCCCCAGGGGAGGAGGGCCUCAGUCCUGGGGGCAAGCGAAGAAGAGGCUGCAGUUCUGAACAGACUGGCCUCCCCCCAGGGCUGCCACUGCCUCCGCCACCAUUACCACCACCACCACCACCACCACCACCACCACCACCACUGCCUGGCCUGGCUACCAGCCCCCCAUUUCAGCUGACCAAGCCAGGUUUGUGGAGUACCCUGCAUGGAGAUGCUUGGGGCCCCGAGCGCAAGGGUUCAGCACCCCCAGAGCGCCAGGAGCAGCGCCACUCGCUGCCUCACCCAUAUCCAUACCCAGCUCCGGCCUACACCGCGCACCCCCCUGGCCACCGGCUAGUCCCAGCUGCACCCCCAGGCCCGGGCCCCCGCCCCCCAGGAGCAGAGAGCCAUGGCUGCCUGCCUGCCACCCGUCCCCCCGGAAGUGACCUUAGAGAGAGCAGAGUUCAGAGGUCGCGGAUGGACUCCAGCGUUUCACCAGCAGCAACCACCGCCUGCGUGCCUUACGCCCCCUCCCGGCCCCCUGGCCUCCCCGGCACCACCGCCACCACCAGCAGCAGUAGCAGCAGCAGCAGCAUGGGUCUCCGGGGCGUGGAGCCGAGCCCAGGCAUCUCCGGCACUGACCAUUACCAAACGCCCGCGCUGGAGGCCUCCUCUCACCAGGCCCGCCUGGGGCCCUCGGCACACGGCAGUCGGAAACCGUUCUUGGCGGCUCCCCCUGCCACUCCCCACCUGCCCCUGACACAUGGACCCCCGUCGCCCCCUCCGCCCCCCUGUCCCCGCCUCCUGCGCCCCCCACCACCCCCUGCCUGGCUGAAGGGCCCGGCUUGCCGGGCAGCUCGAGAGGAUGGAGAGAUCUUAGAGGAGCUCUUCUUUGGGGCUGAGGGACCACCCCGCCCUCCUCCCCCAUCCCUCCCGCACCGUGAGGGCUUCUUGGGGCCUCCGACCCCCCGUUUUUCCGUGGGCACUCAGGAUUCGCACACCCCUCCCACUCCCCCAACCACCAGCAGUAGCAGCAGCAACAGUGGCAGCCACAGCAGCAGCCCUACUGGGCCUGUGUCCUUUCCCCCCCCUCCCUAUCUGGCCAGAAGUAUGGACCCCCUUCCCCGGCCACCCAGCCCCACACUGAGCCCCCAGGAUCCACCUCUUGCACCUCUGACUCUUGCUCUGCCUCCAGCCCCUCCCUCCUCCUGCCACCAAAAUACCUCAGGAAGCUUCAGGCGCUCGGAGAGCCCCCGGCCCAGGGUCUCCUUCCCAAAGACCCCCGAGGUGGGGCCGGGGCCAUCCCCGGGCCCCCUGAGUAAAGCCCCCCCAGCCUGUGCCGCCGGGGUUGGGGAGCUGCCUGCCCGAGGCCCACGACUUUUUGAUUUCCCCCCAACCCCGCUGGAGGACCAGUUUGAGGAGCCAGCCGAAUUCAAGAUCCUACCUGACGGGCUGGCUAACAUCAUGAAGAUGCUGGACGAGUCCAUCCGCAAGGAGGAGGAGCAGCAACAGCAGGAGGCAGGCGUGGUCCCCCCGCCCCCACUGAAGGAGCCCUUUGUAUCUCUGCAGCCCCCGUUCCCCACCGACACAGCCCCCAGCACCACUGCCACUGCUGCCGCCGCCACCACCACAGCCACAACCACCACGCCCACCGCCACCACCACCACCACGGUCACCCAGGAAGAGGAGAAGAAGCCACCGCCAGCCCUGCCGCCACCGCCGCCUCUAGCCAAGUUCCCUCCGCCCCAGCCCCAGCCGCCCCCGGCGCCCCCAGCCCCAGCCGCCAGCCCAGCCAGCCUGCUCAAAUCCUUGGCCUGCGUGCUGGAGGGACAGAAGCACUGUUACCGGGGCACUGGAGCAGCUGUUGCCACCCGGCCCGGGCCCUUACCCACCACUCAGUUCCCUGGUCCCCCUUCAGGUGCUACCGCGCCGCCGCCCGCCUCGGCGGCCCCCAGCGCCCAGGGCUCCCCACAGCCCUCCGCUUCCUCGUCAUCUCAGUUCUCUACCUCAGGCGGGCCCUGGGCCCGGGAGCGCAGGGCGGGCGAAGAGCCAGCCCCGGGCCCCACGACCCCCACCCAGCCGCCCCCGCCCCUGUCACUGCCCCCUGCUCGCUCCGAGUCUGAGGUGCUAGAAGAGAUCAGCCGGGCUUGUGAGACCCUCGUGGAGCGCGUGGGCCGCAGCGCCACCGGCCCAGCAGACCCGGGGGAGACAGCAGACCCAGUGGACAGCGGGACUGAGCGGCUGCUGCCUUCUGCACAGACCAAGGAGGAGAGUGGUGGGGCUGCCGGGGCCACAGCGGCGGCGGCCACGGCGGCGGCGGCGGCGGCGGCGGCGGCGGGAGGGCCAGGCAGCGGCAAGCGGCGGCAGAAGGAGCACCAGAAAGAGCACCAGAAAGAGCAUCGGCGGCACAGGCGGGCCUGCAAGGACAGUGUGGGCCGGCGGCCCCGCGAGGGCAGGGCUAAGGCCAAGGCCAAAGCCCCCAAAGAAAAGAGCCGCCGGGUGCUGGGGAACCUAGACCUGCAGAGCGAGGAGAUCCAGGGGCGUGAGAAGGCGCGGCCCGAGCUUGGUGGGGCCUCCAAGGCCAAACCACCCACGGCUCCAGCCCCUCCACCAGCUCCUGCACCCUCCGCGCAGCCCCCAGCCCCGUCAGCUCCUGUGGCUGGGAAGAAGGCCCGGGAGGAAACUCCGGGGCCACCGGGUGUCAGCCGGGCCGACAUGCUGAAGCUGCGCUCCCUCAGCGAGGGGCCCCCCAAGGAGCUGAAGAUCCGGCUCAUCAAGGUGGAGAGCGGGGACAAGGAGACCUUCAUCGCCUCCGAGGUGGAAGAGCGGCGGCUGCGGAUGGCGGACCUCACCAUCAGCCACUGCGCCGCUGACGUCCUGCGUGCCAGCAAGAAUGCCAAGGUGAAAGGAAAGUUCAGAGAGUCCUACCUUUCCCCCGCCCAGUCUGUGAAACCCAAGAUCAACACUGAGGAGAAGCUGCCCCGGGAGAAACUCAACCCCCCCACGCCCAGCAUCUAUCUGGAGAGCAAACGGGACGCCUUCUCGCCGGUGCUGCUGCAGUUCUGUACCGACCCCCGCAAUCCCAUCACCGUGAUCCGGGGCCUGGCAGGCUCCCUGCGGCUCAACCUGGGCCUCUUCUCCACCAAGACACUGGUGGAGGCGAGUGGCGAGCACGCGGUGGAGGUGCGCACCCAGGUACAGCAGCCGUCAGAUGAGAACUGGGAUCUGACCGGCACCCGGCAGAUCUGGCCCUGCGAGAGCUCCCGUUCCCACACCACCAUCGCCAAGUAUGCACAGUACCAGGCCUCCUCCUUCCAGGAGUCGCUGCAGGAGGAGAAGGAGAGUGAGGAUGAGGAGUCCGAGGAGCCGGACAGCACCACAGGAACCCCUCCGAGCAGCGCCCCCGACCCCAAGAACCAUCAUAUCAUCAAGUUUGGCACCAACAUCGAUCUGUCGGAUGCCAAGCGGUGGAAGCCCCAGCUGCAGGAGCUGCUGAAGCUGCCCGCCUUCAUGCGGGUAACAUCCACGGGCAACAUGCUGAGCCACGUGGGCCACACCAUCCUGGGCAUGAACACCGUGCAGCUGUACAUGAAGGUCCCGGGCAGCCGGACGCCAGGUCACCAGGAGAACAACAACUUCUGCUCCGUCAACAUCAACAUCGGCCCGGGCGACUGCGAGUGGUUCGCGGUGCACGAGCACUACUGGGAGACCAUCAGCGCCUUCUGCGACCGGCACGGCGUGGACUACUUGACAGGUUCCUGGUGGCCAAUUCUGGAUGACCUCUACGCAUCCAACAUCCCUGUGUACCGCUUCGUGCAGCGCCCUGGGGACCUCGUGUGGAUUAAUGCGGGGACCGUGCACUGGGUGCAGGCCACGGGCUGGUGCAACAACAUUGCCUGGAACGUGGGGCCCCUCACCGCCUAUCAGUACCAGCUGGCCCUGGAACGAUACGAGUGGAACGAGGUGAAGAACGUCAAGUCCAUCGUGCCCAUGAUCCACGUGUCCUGGAAUGUGGCGCGCACUGUCAAAAUCAGCGACCCGGACCUGUUCAAGAUGAUCAAGUUCUGCCUCCUGCAGUCCAUGAAGCACUGUCAGGUGCAGCGGGAGAGCCUGGUGCGGGCCGGGAAGAAAAUCGCGUACCAGGGCCGGGUCAAGGACGAGCCCGCCUACUACUGCAACGAGUGCGACGUGGAGGUGUUCAACAUCCUGUUCGUGACGAGUGAGAACGGCAGCCGCAACACGUACCUGGUGCACUGCGAGGGCUGCGCGCGGCGGCGCAGCGCGGGCCUGCAGGGCGUGGUGGUGCUGGAGCAGUACCGCACCGAGGAGCUGGCGCAGGCCUACGACGCCUUCACGCUGGCCCCCGCCGGCACGUCGCGAUGAGGCCGACGCCCGCCCGCCCGCCUGCCCGCGCGGGGCGCCGCGGGGCCACCAGCACACGCCUGGGCUGGACCUGGGUCCCGCCUCUGGCCGGGAAGGGGGUCGGGCCCAGCCCUUCUACCUUAUUGGCAGCUCCCCUCACUUAAUUUAUUAAGAAAAAAAUUUUUUUAACAAAUAUGAGGAAAAAAAAGGAAAAAAAAAAAAAAGGGAGACGGGGAGGGGGCUGGCAGCCCCUCGCCCAGCAGCGCCUCCCCUCACCGACUUUGGCCUUUCUAGCAACAGACACAAGGACCAGGCUCCGGCGGCGGCGGGGGUCGCAUACGGGUUCCUGGGCCCGCCCGCCGCCGGCGCCCGGCCAGGUGCACGCGGCCGUAUGUACAUAGACGUCACGGCAGCAGAGGUUCCCGGGGCCCCGCGGGGCUCCCCUCCCCGGAACCUCCUCUGUUACCCCCAGUGCUCGCUGUGACCCCUGUACAUGUCUCUUGUUUAUUCACUUGGUUAUGAUUUGUACUUUUUUUGUUCUUUUUUUUUUGAUUUUUUAAUUUAUAACAGUCCCACUCACCUCUAUUUAUUCAUUUUUGGGAAAAACCCGACUUCCCGCAUCCCCAAGCCAUCCCGCCCGCCCCUCCAGGGACCGCCCGGCACCCCAGCGCGUGCCCCGGCCCGGCCCGGCCGGGUUCUCAUGGUGCUCAGACCCGCUCCCCUCCCCUGCGUCCUGCACUUUCUCGGACCAGUCCCCCACCCGCCCCUGCCCCUGCCCCGCCUGAGGGUGAGCGACUCCUGUACUGUAGGGGAAGAAGUGGGAACUGAAAUGGUAUUUUGUAAAAAAAAAAAAAAAAAAAAAAAAGAAAGAAAAAAGAAAAGAAAAAAAGAAAAAUAAAUAAAUAAAAAAAUUUAAAGUUUUAAAGAAAGAACUAUGAGGAAGAGGAACCCCGCCCUCCGCAGCCCGGCCCUUCGCCCCAGCCCUUUUAGUGUGAAACAGCCCAGGGCCAGGGACACCCCGGGGUGACGCUCUGGGGCUGGCUUCUCCUUUUGUUGUUGUUGUGUUGUUUUUUGUUUUUUUUUCUUUUUCCUCCAUGCUGGGCUGCGGAGGGGUGGGGGGUUUACAGUCCCGCCCCCUCGCACUGCACUGUCUCUCUGCCCCAGGGGCAGAGGGGUCUUCCCAACCCUACCCCAACUUCGGUGAUUUUUGUGUGAGAAUAUUAAUAUUAAAAAUAAAAGGAAAAAAAAAAAAACAACCACCCAAAGCCCUGUUUCGAUAACGUGACAGCGGAGCUCGCUCCGGGCGGAGGGCCGCCUGGCCGUGAUGGAUGGGG